Messenger RNA from Anarrhichthys ocellatus (wolf-eel), 4702 nucleotides. Its product is annotated as zinc finger protein 2 homolog. Gene Ontology annotation, cellular component: nucleus. The record is from RefSeq and is a predicted model, not a curated record. Gene Ontology annotation, molecular function: RNA polymerase II transcription regulatory region sequence-specific DNA binding; DNA-binding transcription factor activity, RNA polymerase II-specific. Lineage: Eukaryota; Metazoa; Chordata; Actinopteri; Perciformes; Anarhichadidae. The transcript is spliced from 3 exons. The coding region runs from base 104 to 2023 and encodes 639 amino acids. Gene Ontology annotation, biological process: regulation of transcription by RNA polymerase II.
AUGGCUUGGCAGCAGCUACAUCCCUAGUGUCGUUGUUGUGCCCGUUAAAGUGUGUUGAAGUGCACACGAUGCUCCCCGGUUGAAGAGACACUUUUGCCGGUCCAUGAUGUCCAGACUGCAGGCCGUGAAGGCGCUGGUGGCCGAGAGACUGGAGGCGGCUGCGGAGGAAAUAUUCCGCUCUGUGGAGGAGACUCUGCAGCUCACUUCAGAUAUGUCCCCCGAGCAGCAGAGGGCAGCUGUACACGAGCGGCUGUCGGCGGUCACUGACGAGAUCUUUAGGAUUCUGGAGAAAAUGUUGGGAGAUUACGAGGCAGAAGUCUCCAGUUCCCACGAGGAGAUCGAACGUAAACGCCAGCCGAUGAGCGUCUCAUUGGAAACGGAGACGAAUGUACACGGAACAGACAGACUGCCGCUCUCUAGGUUGAACUGUGGAAAGGACGCUUCCUCUGAGCAGAGCAGGAGCUCCAGUCAGGUCCAGAAAACAUCAGGUCUACCACAGAUUAGAGACGCGUCUACGGAGACAGACUGUGACGUUAUCCACGGUAAACCUUCACAUCUUCACCAAACACAAAGAGCAGAAAAGGGAACCUCGACUGUGAUGGAGACAGAGACGCUGCCGCCGAGCGACCACGAGGUUCUCUCAUCAGACAAUUCAGACGCUGCGAGUGACGAUAAUGAUUGUCAGAUAAACGAGAAACAUCUCAAAUCAAACAAAAGAAAAACAUUUCAGAGACAAAGCCAGGCCGAGGAUUAUUGCGAAAUGUGUGGAAGGUCUUUCCUCAAAAGUGUCGCUGGGAAGAAAAUUAAAAUACAGGAAAGUAAAAUUUCUGCAACAAACAAGAUCCAACUUACAGGACAGAGUUGUUGUAGAGUUUGCGGAAAGUUUUUCCGCUACAAACGUUCUUUUCUGAAACACGUACUCGUGCACGAACAGAGCUCCGAUCUGUGUGGAGCCUGCGGGAAACAUCUGGACUCUGACGAGAGCUUGAAGGUGCAUUUACAAACCCACAGCGAAGAGAACAGCUGCAGGGAUCAGACGGAGGACAAACAGUCCGAGGCGGAGUGCUCUGGCGCUGAGAGUGAAGCGGGUGACAGUGAUGAGAAGUGGAAGGACAGCGGAGGAAGCGAUGGUGAUGACGGAGGCAGCGACAAAGAUGAGACCAAAGACGGACCUUGUUUACAAAAGUCAAAAACGAAAGAAUCAAACAAACCUAAAGGACUUAAAAACAAGGAUUUCAGGGAUUUAUCGCAUCUGAAAUACCGCUGUAAAGUCUGUGGCAAGUAUUUCUGCUACAGAGCCUCUUUUUUGAAGCACGUGCAAGAAGACGAGGAUGAUGCAGAUCUUUGCGGGGUGUGCGGGAAACGCUUCGAGUCCGAUGACGGCUUGAGGCUUCACCUGCAAACGUACGUCCAAACGAACGACUGCGAGGUCUGCGGCAAACACUUUGACAGCCACAAACAACUGGAGAUGCACAUGAGGACGCACACGGGGGAGAAGCCGUACGUCUGCAACGUCUGCGGCAAAGCGUUCGCUCAGAACGGGAACCUGAUGGGGCACAUGAGAGCCCACACGGGGGAGAAACCGUACGUCUGCAGCGUGUGCGGCCAGAGCUUCAGCUUCAAAGAAUACAUGACGGCUCACAUGAGGAUCCACACGGGGGAGAAACCGUUCCUCUGCAGCGUCUGCGGGAAAGGAUUCCGACAGAGGGGGACCCUGAAAACGCACAUGAUGAUCCACACGGGGGAGUCCACGCACCGCUGCGGCGUGUGCGAGAAGAAGUUCUACAAGAGCGGGGCGUUGAAGAUCCACAUGAGGUCCCACACGGGGGAGAAACCGUAUCUGUGCAACGUUUGCGGGAAGAGCUUCACGGCGAGCGGCUCGCUGGCCAAACACAUGGGCACCCACGAGGGGGAUCGAACGCACGGCUGCAGCGUCUGCGGCAAAGGGUUCGCGAGGAAGGAGGAUCUGAAGAGACACGUUCAGUCUCACGAGGAGGAAUCCACGCGGCUGACGAGUCUUUGAUGUCUGUUUAGGGAAUUGUUCAACAUUUUAAGCAGAUACGCAAAUUUGCUUUCUGUCUAAUGGAACACUCAGCCGAUGAAUCGAUCGACAGAAACUUAUUUGGUGACUAUUUUGUGGAUUGCUUCAUUUUUUCGAUGUCGACUUUCAAGCAAAAAUACCGGACGUUGCCUUGUUCCAGCAUCUCGGUGUGUUUGUGUGUCAUAGUAAAUGGAUAAUUUGGGGGGUUUUGGACUUUGGAAAUUUGCAUUUUUUGAUAUUUUCUGACAUUUGUUAUGGUAUAUUUACUGCGGUUAUGCUGUCGAUCUUGCUUUCUCCUGUUGAUCUCUUUAUAUUUUAUUCAAUUCAUCUCAGUCUGGUUUACAUGGUUUGUAGCCUCUAAAUCUUAAAUCUGAGAACAUUUUCAUGCUCAGUUCAAACUUUCUUUUUCUACUGUGUCUCAGAGGGAACUUUGUCUCGUUCAGUUAUGUAGAACCAUUGUACUUAAGUGUUAGUCGCAGCCCUAUAACCUCACGUCUGUGUGUUUGUAUGGAGCCGGGUUAAUAGCGUGGUUAGCUUCGCUUAUAAACCUGUAAAUCUGGCUGAUGGAAAGAAAGCAAAAAUAUAUAUUUUUUCUUUUUGUUGAACUAUUCCUUUAAAUGAUACAUUUUAAAACUGCUCACAUCAAAAAGAAAAGUGAUGAAACAACGCCAGUCUGACAUGCAUAUCUACUUGUUAUAUACACAUGGUGUCUUAUGUUAUCAUUUAUAAAGUAUAAUAAUAUUUCCUGAUGUAUUUAAUCUAAACAUGGAGGCCGACUGUUAUAACUCGUAUGUUUCACACAACCUGAACUAUGACCAUUUAAUGUAUGAAUUUUGUAAGAUAUCUUUAUGACAUACUAUACUAUGACUUUUACCUGUUCAGUGUGGUAUUAUUACAUUUACUAGGAAAGGAUCUACAUUCUUCUUCGACCACGGUCCAUGAUGAAUCCAACGCCCCUCAUCUGAGAGGCUCUUACUGUGAAGCUGGAUUCUGUUUUCUUGAAGGCUCCACAGAUUGCAUAAUGUGGCAAAAACAAACUCAGUCGUUCAGUUUAAACACAGUUUAUUUUUCUGUUUAAAUAAUUGGGUCAUCCAGUGUAGGCUAUGUUGGUUUGUCAUACAUGUUGGUACCAGAUUUAUCAUCAACAAUGGAUGCUGAGGGUGGUUUUGUAUGAAAAAAGACAAACGGAAAGAAAGAAAGAAAUUACACAGAUGAGAUUUUUAACAAUGUGUGAUCAUUUAACCGUAAACAAAAAGAACAAUAUUUGGAUGAUGGGGCUAAAAAAGAGAUUCCUUGUUUUCAUGUAAUUAGAACCUGUUAAAUAAAGAUAGAAGUCAUCACACCGUCAAAAUAAAAGUCCCCUUUUUAAAAUCACAGCACAUCUUAAAAUGUACACUUCUAGUAUGCGUAAUGGCCUCACAGAUAGACAUUUGUAUUUGAUGAUGCACACACACACACACACACACACACACAGGGCUGCUAGCUGUUAGGAGAUAACACAAUGUUCCAGUCUGCAGGUUACAUUUGGGGACACCGUCAGUACCUUCCUGAAGCUUUGCUAUGCGGAGCGUGUGUGCGUUUUAAUUUCCGUAAAAAACUAAAUAAAAACAGAUAUAUAUGACAGAUGUUUGAGUUAUGAGUGCUCACAAGGACAGCAGUACCAUCUCUAAUUGUAUUACAGUGCUUUUGAAUCAGGAGGAAAAUCAAAUAAAGUGACGUCACAUGCAGCAAAAUAUUAUCUCUCUGAAGACAAAGUUCCACAGACAAGAGCGGAAGAAGCUGUUAAAGAAACGUCCUUUGUUUAAAAUCAAGCGGUUCAUUUGUUUUGCGUCCGUUCGUUUCUCGUUAACAUACAGCGUGUUUUUUUUGUUCCUUUCGUAUUGGUUUGGGGAAGAGCAUCGGGUCGCACACUCAAGGCUGCUCAGACAGUGUCGACCUCUCGAUACAAAUGCACCGACUCUGCAAAGCUUCAACUCAAAUCAGUGCAUAAACAAUCUGUGAAGCUACUGAUUUUUUUUUUUUUUUUUCGUUUAAAGAUUUUAUACAGUGUCAUUUAUAUACAACAAAAAUCACCCAUUUAAUAUUAUAUUUCAUUUUUAAAAAAAGAACCACAUGGUACACCCCAAUACUGCGGGUCCAGGAGGAGAAAAUAGAGCAUGUAAGGCGAGUGUUUGGGAGAGAGUGAAUCACACGUCUUCCUUAUCUGUCAGCGUUUAGUUUUCCUCGUUUCUUGUGCCAUCUUUGGUCACACAGGCGCCUCUCAUUCGUGGAAGAUAAAGCUCCAGCUCACGUCCACGCGUGUCCUUUUUCCGGUGUCGUUUCCACAACAGUGAGUGAGUUUUUGGUGACAUGCUCAUGCGAAAUCAAAGAAAAAGUAACUUGUUUUGCGUUUGUCUUGCUGAAAAACCAUGCGUUGUAAGUGAAAGCUUCAGACACGUUGUUUUGGCCGAUUGACGAGGCUUCCAGUCUUGUUUUUCCUCCCAUUGGUGCGUUUGUUUUGUGUCGCGGGCGGACGUCAGUGAACCUGGAGGGUGAAUGAUCACAGACUUCAAUUAAAAUCUGAGGCGCUGCGAAUGAACUCAUGCUGUGAAUCUGAAACGCCACGGAUCUGAUUAGAUCUGUAAAAAAUGCAAAUAAACAUAUUUCCUAAAAUGUCAGACU